AGUGGAGUACAAGCUCUCUGGGGGCGGUCUUCAUACUACCUACACAGCUGCUAAAAUCAUCUUCCACUGGGGUCUAUCAAUUCUCAAGGCUCAGGACAUCAGAUUGAUGGCACCUCCUAUCCUGCUGAGUUGCACAUGGUUCACUACGACAAGUCUAAAUACGCCGAUCUCGGCGCAGCUGUGACCAGCUUGCAAUGGGAUGCAAUCACCGAUCUGGUUGUGAUGAUUGAGGUUGGCGAAUCUAACCCUGCUUUCGAUUCCGUCCUGAGUCACAUCAGCCAGAUCGCCAAUUACUCCUCGGGCAACACUUCCCUGGGCCAGGGCAACCUCCCAUCGUUCCCGAUCCGUAGUUUCUUGCCAGUUGACCUGUCCAAGUUCUACCGUUACAAUGGUUCCUCGCCGGCGCCCAACUGCUAUGAGGUCGUCAUCUGGAACGUCUUUAAAGACCCAAUCUCUAUCUCCCAGGCUCAGCUUGACAUGUUCCGCACCGUGUACGGAGUCAAUCUGAACGCACAAGGCAAUUACAAAAUGGUCGACAAUUACCGCUACAUCCAACCUCUGAAUGGCCGCACAAUCUACUACAGCAGUGCAGUUACCAUCUCACCAAUGAGGGCACUGUUUAUCAUGGCACUUGCAAUUAGUUCAGCUAAAAUUCUAUAAACAUGAUUAGUUUAAAGGGCUUUAAACUAAUCACCUGUACAUACGACAUCAUUCACA
Strongylocentrotus purpuratus (purple sea urchin) is the source of this 717-nucleotide messenger RNA. Its product is annotated as carbonic anhydrase 14-like. Gene Ontology annotation, cellular component: plasma membrane. Gene Ontology annotation, molecular function: zinc ion binding; carbonate dehydratase activity. Bases 136 to 660 code for a protein of 174 amino acids. The transcript is spliced from 4 exons. Lineage: Eukaryota; Metazoa; Echinodermata; Echinoidea; Camarodonta; Strongylocentrotidae. The record is from RefSeq and is a predicted model, not a curated record.